AAGGCGAGGCCGGGAAUGGCCGGCGGGGCGCGGGCGCCGCCGUGACCUGGAAGGAAAUCGCCGUCACCGGGAUAAACUUCCCGGGCAGCGCGGAAGGGCCGGGCCGGCACCAGGCUCUGGGUGAUGCCCAGCCCUCCAUGGAAUGAUGCCGUCCCGCACCAACCUCUCCGCUGGCAUUCCCAGUAGCAAGGUGAAAUAUUCCAAGCUCUCCAGCACUGAUGAUGGAUACAUUGACCUGCAGUUCAAGAAGAGCCCACCAAAGAUCCCCUACAAGGCCAUCGCCCUGGCUGUUGUGCUCUUCAUGAUCGGGACCUUCCUCAUCAUCAUCGGAGCCCUGCUGCUGGCAGGGUACAUCAGCAAAGGAGACACAGACAGGGCCAUCCCCGUGCUCAUCAUCGGCAUCCUGGUGUUCCUGCCCGGCUUUUACCACCUGCGCAUCGCCUACUACGCCUCCAAGGGCUACCGGGGCUACUCCUACGACGACAUUCCCGACUUUGACGACUGAAACAAGCACCCCACCCCGCCCUCCUUGGUUGCUCAGAGCUGGUUUCUGUCCCCCCCCCACCCCUGGGGGGGCCUGGCAGGUCCUCCCAGCGUGUCCCUCGGGCGGUUCCCGGGUUUGAGGUGUUGCAGGUUGGCCAGUUCGGGGGGGGGGAGGGGAUGGGGGGUUUGGGGAGGGGCUGGAACACGGAAUUGACCAAAAGGAAUUGCAAAGAACUUGGGAUUUAUGGUGUUCUUCCUCUUUCCUGCUGCCGGGAAGUCCUUCCCGGGCGAGGCAAUUCUUGCAGUUUUCCAGAAGUAGCUGAGCCGCUUUCAGCAGCAGAUCCUGGUUUUUCUCUGACUGUUUUGUAGAGUUUAGUUUAGUUUUCCAUGAGAUUGUGGUGGUUGUUGGCUUUACCUUUGCAGGCAAACACCGUAGUUCCGUUCUCCCUUUGCUCUCUGUCCAUCAGAAAUGCUUCCAGAGUCCUUGUCCUGAGCUUUCCUUGGAGUAACUCAAGUCUGAUGUGCUUGGCAGGAGGGGGAAAACAGCACUGUAGGAAAUAAUUUACACACUGCACUUGCUACACAGCUCCUUGUCAGGCUGACCGAGCUCAGUUCCCCACAAACACAUUCUUCCCAGGAGAGCUUUUCCCAGGCCACUGUUGCUUUGGGCAAAAUCCGCUUAUCCCUCA
This is a messenger RNA of Empidonax traillii (willow flycatcher), 1172 nucleotides long. It is a transcript of the gene TMEM230, whose product is annotated as transmembrane protein 230. Gene Ontology annotation, cellular component: synaptic vesicle; endomembrane system. The record is from RefSeq and is a predicted model, not a curated record. Gene Ontology annotation, biological process: synaptic vesicle transport. The transcript has 4 exons. Bases 143 to 505 code for a protein of 120 amino acids. NCBI's taxonomy places the organism in Eukaryota, Metazoa, Chordata, Aves, Passeriformes, Tyrannidae.